This is a messenger RNA of Candidozyma haemuli, 1638 nucleotides long. Its product is annotated as MFS transporter. Bases 1 to 1638 code for a protein of 545 amino acids. Lineage: Eukaryota; Fungi; Ascomycota; Pichiomycetes; Serinales; Metschnikowiaceae. The transcript has a single exon. Gene Ontology annotation, biological process: xenobiotic detoxification by transmembrane export across the plasma membrane. The record is from RefSeq and is a predicted model, not a curated record. Gene Ontology annotation, molecular function: fluconazole transmembrane transporter activity.
AUGUUUCUUCAGAAGUUCGUCCGAGAAAGCUUCUUCGGUAGAAUCAUUUACCAUCUUUCCGGUAGAGCUGUCUUUAAUUAUGCUGAAGAGAAACCAGACUAUGAAAUCCCUGCCAAGUACCUUAAGGGCUCAGAAUUUUUAAUUGACGCCUGUCUUGAGGAGACUUCUGAUCCGUCAGACAAAAGUGCUUCGGUCCCUUCGGUGCAAAAACCUGGUAUAAUUAUUGUGAAUUGGGAUAGUGAUGAUGAUCCAGAGAAUCCAUACAAUUGGCCUUUUUUAUAUAAGGCAAUCUUCAUUGCGCAAAUUAUGAUCCUCACUGCGUUCGUCUACAUGGCAUCAGCCAUCUAUACUCCUGGAAUUGAAAAGAUUAAAGAAGAAAUGGGUGUCAGCCAAGUGGUGGCUACGCUUCCUUUGACAUUAUUUGUCUUCGGAUAUGGUGUCGGCCCAAUGGUGUUCUCACCACUAUCAGAGAACGCAAAAUAUGGUAGGACUUCCAUUUACAUUGUGACAUUGUUCAUAUUCUUUAUUCUUCAAAUUCCUACAGCGCUAGUGAACAACAUGGCUGGAUUAUGCGUUUUGAGGUUUAUCGCAGGCUUCUUUGCUAGCCCUUGUUUAGCCACUGGUGGUGCCUCAAUUGCUGAUGUCGUCAGCCUAGAUUACAUCCCAGUGGGAAUCUCGUUCUGGUCAAUUUCAUCCAUCUGUGCUCCUUCAGCAGGCCCAAUGUUUGGUGCUAUUUUGACUGUUAAGGCUAACUAUCAUUGGACCUUUUGGUUCAUAUGCAUCACCUCCGGUGUAUCGUUUCUUAUUCUUGGGUGGAUGCUUCCUGAAUCGUACUCCAAGACGAUUCUAUACAGAAAAGCAGAGAGGCUCAGAGCCAUUACAGGCAAUAGCAAUAUUAUGAGUGAAGGACAUCUAGAAAAUGCUCUGCUUACGACAAAAGAAAUGCUCGUUGAGACGCUUUGGCGCCCCAUUGAGGUUAUUAUCUUUGAGCCAGUGGUACUACUCAUUAACAUAUACAUCGGCUUAGUAUAUUCGGUUAUGUACCUCUGGUUUGAAGCUUUUCCAAUCGUAUUCUACGAGGUGAAAGGCUUCACGCUCAUUGAAAUGGGAGUAUCUUACAUGUGCAUUUUGGUUGGUGUCUUGAUUGCGGCUGCAAUCUACGUCCCUCUUAUUUAUCGGCAGUUCACCAAAAGGAAACUUAGAAACGAAGAGGUACACCCGGAAGUAUUCAUUCCUAUCGCCAUUUUCGGUAGCUUCCUCAUGCCGAUCGGUAUCUUUAUCUUUGGAUGGACAGCAGCCGAAGAUCUUCACUGGAUUGGGCCAUUAAUCGGAGCAGCCAUAUUUGCGGCAAGUGCCUUCUUGAUCUUUCAGACUUUGUUUAAUUAUCUCAGCAUGUCUUUCUGGAGAUACUUGGCUUCAGUCUUUGCAGGCAACGACUUGUUCAGGAGUUUGAUGGCAGGGGCCUUUCCAUUAUUUGGAAGGCCAUUAUACCUCAACUUGAAAACUAACAGAUUUAGCAUCGGUUGGGGCUCUUCAGUUUUGGGUUUUAUUUCUAUCGCCAUGAUCGCAAUUCCCGUCUUGUUCUAUCUCAAUGGGCCUAAACUAAGAGCCAGAUCGAAGUACGCUGGUGCCGGCUGA